Molecule: messenger RNA, 1092 nt
Organism: Nyctereutes procyonoides (raccoon dog)
Lineage: Eukaryota; Metazoa; Chordata; Mammalia; Carnivora; Canidae
Product: tyrosine-protein phosphatase non-receptor type substrate 1-like
Cellular component (GO): plasma membrane
Source: RefSeq, a predicted model, not a curated record
AUGCCUGUACUUGCCUCCCAAACCUGCCCACUUCUGCCAUCCCUGCUGCUGACUCUGCUGCUGAGAUUCACAGGAGCUUCAGAUCAAGAGUUCCAGGUGACCCAGCCUGAGAGUUCAAUUUCAGUCAGAGCUGGAGAGAUCUUAACACUGGGCUGCAACGUGUCUGCUCACUCCCCAGCAGGGCCUGUCUUGUGGUUCAGGGAGAAUGGGCAAGAACGACGAUUAAUCUACAAUUUCAAUGGAAGCCAAUUUCCCCGAGUAACCCAAGUAGAAGACACAGAGUUCAACCAAACAGACUAUUCCAUCCGCAUCCAUAAUGUGUCACCCAAAGAUGUGGGCACCUAUUACUGUGUGAAGCUAACAAUAGGCCACCCUGACAUGUCGUAUGUAUCAGGUCCAGGCACCUAUGUGUCUGUGAAUGGAACCACACAUGAGAUAUUCCAGGUGCAACAAUCUGAGAUGACACAGACUGUAUCAAUUGGAGAGACAGUCACCUUGAGUUGCAGUGUACCAGAUUCAUUCCCAAAAGGACCUGUCUUAUGGUUCAAGGGAUCUGGGCCAAGCCGGGAAUUAAUCUACAAUUUCAAAGAAGGUCUCUUUCCCAGAGUAAAAGAAAUUGGACACAUCACCAAAGCUGGCAACACAGACUUUUCCAUCCGCAUCAGUGAUAUCUCUCUUGCCGAUGCCGGCACUUACUACUGCGUGAAGUUCAAAGAGGGGAAACCUGAUAGAGAGUUCCAGUCAGGUCCGGGCACUGAGGUGUUUGUGACUAUCCUGCCCUCUCUGCCUGUGGUAAUAGGCCCCUUGGAGAGGGCUCUAAUUGGGCAAACGAAUUUCAGCUGCAUGUCCUAUGGCUUCUUUCCCAAAGAUAUCACCCUGAAGUGGUUCAAAAAUGGGAAGGAAAUCUCAUCCCUCCAGACCCACAUUGUCCAGGUGAAGAACAGCAAUACCUACAAAAUCUCCAGUACUACUGAGGUGGUCCUCACUCUACAGGACUUCUACUCUUAUGUCACCUGCGAUGUGAAUCAUCUAAGCCUACAUUAUCCUCUUCAAAAGAAUGCUGAUUUGUCUGAGACUAUACUAGAUAGAUGA